GGCGCAAGAGACUGAGCCGAGUUGUUUGAGCAUUUUGAAACUUUUAAAUGUUUGCGUUCAUUUUUUGUCAAAAACCUUAAGAAAAUAGCCGACUACAGCAGUAAGAACCACAAGUAAUAACCAUACAGCUAUGUUAGUAAACCAGAGACGGGUGUUAUUGUAACGGAGAGGACGCUACGGAAGUCUAUCGUGGUAAUCGGUAUAACGACAAGUUGUUUUGACAAUUCGUGCUCAUCUUUUUCUACAACAAAGCUUGUUUUAAACACGAUACUGGAACAUCGCAUAACCGAUCUUCAAUGGCGUUUUAUGGCUAUUGGAAAUACUUGCAAAGGAAGUUAAACGCCAAAGAUUAAACUGCUUGUUGAAAAUUUGUUUUGCUGUCAAGUGUUAGUAAAACAAAAUGGCGCCUACCGUACCACCCACCCCAAAUGCUAUAUCAGUGUCUGAGCCAGUUCUAUCGACAGCAGCCAUUGUGAUGAUAGCCGUUGGAGGCUACGUUGUACUUGUUGUUAUAGUUCUACUUAUAAGGCUGUGUUUAAAGAACCAGGGAGUGAGCCUGUGUCCUGCCUGGGUCUCUGAGACAUGCUGUAGUUGUUGUAACAAAAAUGAGGAUGAGAGCAGCUGCUGUGGUGCAUGUUUGGUGUCAUUUGCCGAGGCUUGUGACUGCACCACACCCAGUAAGAAGUCAUGUAUGGACGCAGUUUGUCCAAGUAAACAGUGGUGCAACGAGAAUGUCUGCUGCUGUCUGUAUGCUGGGCCGGAUGGGCAGUGUUGUCAGGAUUGUCAAGGACCCGAGUGUGGGUGUGGGGACUGCAACUGUGCUUGCAAUUGUAACCUUCCAGACUGCAGCACCAUUAACUGUAUCUGCUUUGAGAUCAAGCUCAACUAAAGAGACGCAACACUAAACAUACAGUAGACCAUUUUGCAGUGUAGAGAACCAAAACAAAAUUUUAUUUGAAUAUUAUUCAUGGCUAUGUCUCUUGUACAUAUGUAUUUUUGUAAAUACAUUUUGAAGAAGUAUAAAUAAUUUAAAAUAUAUUUUAAUACCUGCCA
This is a messenger RNA of Nematostella vectensis (starlet sea anemone), 1053 nucleotides long. RefSeq names its product keratin-associated protein 5-1. The transcript is spliced from 5 exons. The record is from RefSeq and is a predicted model, not a curated record. NCBI's taxonomy places the organism in Eukaryota, Metazoa, Cnidaria, Anthozoa, Actiniaria, Edwardsiidae. The coding region runs from base 401 to 889 and encodes 162 amino acids.